This is a messenger RNA of Chenopodium quinoa (quinoa), 2097 nucleotides long. Its product is annotated as ACT domain-containing protein ACR8-like. NCBI's taxonomy places the organism in Eukaryota, Viridiplantae, Streptophyta, Magnoliopsida, Caryophyllales, Amaranthaceae. The record is from RefSeq and is a predicted model, not a curated record. Bases 268 to 1596 code for a protein of 442 amino acids. The transcript has 7 exons.
UAAUAAGAGGAGAGAGAAAGUAAGAAAAUUGUGAAUAUAAAUAGCAACUCUUUAUAACAAUUGAGAAACCGUGGUUUCCGCUCCUCCUUCCUCAUUCCUCACAGUAGAGAGAGAAAAUUUCACAAAACUUAUUAUUCUUCUCCUUCGUCUACCUCCAACCUCGGACACUCUAUCUCUACUAACUAUCCUCCUAUUUUUCUGGGUUUCAUUCUAUCAACGACGUCGUUACGUCGUUUUAAGGAGAGAGAUUAUCAUUAUUUUUUGGUUAUGGAGUGGCCUGCUUGUUUGAAUGAAUUCGAGAAGCUUCUUUUGCGCUUAGAUACUCCCAGAGUUGCAAUUGACAAUGCUGUUUGUCCUAAUUCCACCCUUGUUAAGGUUGAUAGUGCUAGAAAACAUGGGAUUCUAUUAGAAGCUGUUCAAGUGAUCACAGAUCUUAAUCUUUCCAUUAAGAAAGCUUAUAUUUCUUCCGAUGGCAGAUGGUUCAUGGAUGUUUUCCAUGUAACUGAUCUUAACGGAAACAAAUUGAAAGAUGAAAGCGUUAUUAGCUACAUGGAACAGUCACUUGGUAGCAUUCAUUUUACGCGAUCCUGCGAAUACAAAGGCGUUACGGCUCUAGAAUUAACAGGCACAGAUAGAAUAGGUCUGUUAUCAGAGGUGUUUGCUGUAUUGGCGGAUUUGAAUUGUACUGUAACGGAUGCUAAAGUAUGGACUCACAAUGGAAGAAUUGCUUCCCUUAUCUAUGUAAAAGACUGUGAUUCCGGGUGCCAAAUCGAGGAUUCACACAGGAUUAGGAGAAUUGAGGCGAGGUUAAGGCCUGUUCUUAAAGGGGAUAAUGAUAUUAGGAGUGCUAAGACUACUGUUUCGAUGGCUGUUACUCAUACUGAGCGAAGACUUCAUCAAAUGAUGUUUGAUGAUCGCGAUUAUGAGAGAACCCCGUCUACCAGCUCUAUGAAACAUGAUUUCCCGGAUGUUAGUGUCCAAAAUUGGAACGAGAGAGGGUACUCGGUUGUGAAUAUUCAAUGCAAAGAUCGGCCUAAGAUCUUGUUUGAUGUUGUUUGUACAUUGACAGAUAUGGAAUAUGUUGUUUUUCAUGGCACAAUCAAUACUCAAGGGAGCCGAGCUUAUCUGGAAUUUUACAUUAGGCAUACAGAUGGUACUCCAAUCAGCUCUGAUGCUGAAAGGCAACGCGUUGUUCAGUGUUUACAAGCCUCCAUUCGAAGGAGAUCAUCUCAGGGUGUGAGACUAGAAUUCUAUGCAGAGGAUCGUCCAAGUCUACUAGCAGAUGUAACACGAACAUUCCGAGAGAAUGGUCUAAAUGUUGCUAGAGCAGAGAUCUCCACAACAGAGGAUAUGGCUCAAAACAUCUUCUACGUAACAGAUGCAGAAGGAUACACUCCGGAUUCAAAAACAGUCGACGCAGUCAGGGAAAAAAUUGGGUUGAGUAACUUGAAGGUGAAGGAGUUGCCUCUAAUCUAUCAUCAAAGUCCAGAGAGGGACGAGGCAGGAGCAGGCGUAGGCGGGGCGAUGUUACUAUCACUGGGGAGCUUAGUAAGGAAGAAUCUAUACAACCUGGGGCUCAUCAGAUCACAUUCUUAAAGCCAACUCAAAGGCACAUAAAUUUAUUGUAUGGGAAAAGUGAAGAAUGAAGAAUGAAGUUCAGUGCAUACCCAUUACCUUUGGCAUAUACCUUGCUUCUGGUUUGGGCAAAUUAGUCCCUACUUUGUACAUAAAGGUGGAAAUUAAAUUAGUAUUAAUUAGAAUUAGUAAGUACUAUUUAGAUCUAGGGGAAGAUUUGGUUAGUAGUAAGUAGUUGGCAAAGGAAAACAUGUUAGUGUGGGGGCCAGUGGACCAAUUCAAAAGGGUAAGUAUGUUGUUGAAAGGAGGAAUUUUGAAAAAAAAAAAAAAAAAAUUGGGGAAAAAAAAAGGGUGUGUUUGAAGAAAUUAAGAAUAGUUGGUCAAAUUGCUUGAAAUAGGGGGUAAGAUUAGGUUUUUUAGAGGUGUAAUUUGGUUUCAUACAUCAAUAUCUUUUGUACAGAAAAAAUGCUUUGUUUAGUUCAAUUGGUUGACCAGUUUAUUCCGACAAAUUGACUUCAAUUC